Molecule: messenger RNA, 1308 nt
Organism: Lachancea nothofagi CBS 11611
Lineage: Eukaryota; Fungi; Ascomycota; Saccharomycetes; Saccharomycetales; Saccharomycetaceae
Source: the annotation of a GenBank genome assembly
AUGGCCAAUAAGAGACGUCCCAAGAAGAUCAAAGCCCCUUACCGUAAGUAUGUUGCCGGCCAAGGUUUCGUGCAUACAAGAGGCUUUACCAGCGCUUCAGAUGCUGUUGAGAGCAUAAGUCGUGGGAACGGUGACAUCGUAGAAACUCCUCAGGGCUCCUUUUACUACGAUUUGGACACGGAAUCCAUUGUUCAACUCGAAGUGGCUCCGCAGCUGCCGUCACAAGAAAACAAUCAAACGAACGCAGACGGAAAGUACACUGGUGACACUGUCCUUCCUUGGGAAAUUUUUGACCGCAUGUUGAGAUUCUGCGACAAGAUCGAGCCGCAAUUCUUGCUGGUAUGCCGUCGCUGGUACUACAUAUGUGUACCUCUGCUAUAUGCCUCGCCAAAGCUUCAAAGCCGCAACUUUAGUCAAUUCGUCGACGCAGUUAUCAACAAUCGCAAGAAGCGCUUAGGAGAAAACGUUUUGGACUUGGACCUGUCGCACAUUAUCCAGAGUGGUAAAAACUCAUAUGUAUCUAAGCUGCUGCGACGGUGCAGUCCCAAGAUGAGGUGUUUUACUGCUCCGCAAACUAGUUUUGGUUAUGCUCCAUUAAUCAGCUUAAAAUCGUGCCGACAAUUACAAUAUCUUGAUUUGGGGCUGGUCUCUGAAACAGUACAGCUGGGUGAGCUUUUUAGCGCAAUUAAAGAGUUCGCGUGCUUGACGCACUUGUCCUUUCCUCGGAGCUCUAUAGAUUGUGCGGGAUUUCGUGAUUUCGAAUGGCCACCUAAUCUGCGAUAUCUGAAACUAAGUGGAGGAAUAACAAACGAGUUUGUGAUGGAGAGCAAGUUUCCUCGUACGAUUAGGACUUUGGAAUUCUCCUUCUGUCCCCAGAUUAACGAACAUUCUGUGUACAUGGUUUUGGCAAGAAUUGGGGACUUUUUAAAACACUUAUACUUCCAUUACCCCAUGCCAACACUUCACGAAAGUUCGCUAGAUUUUGUUUUUCGAUAUUGCUCGAAUUUGAUAACACUACAAUUGACAGUUGAUUACUGCUCAAAAUGGGCUUUCUCGGAGAAUAUGCUGACACCUUUACCAACUCCGCGCCCGCUACGCACGCUUCUGCUUGAAUGUAGCGGCAAUUUGGGUCAGUCAUUCAAAGUUCAUCCAGAUGAUAUUACGAUCGCUCUUGCGGAAGAAAGACUGCCAAAUCUGAACACUGUGAGAGUAUCUUCGAAACUUGGUUGGGAUAUGAAGGGCUCUGAUGUGGGGGAUCUUAUAUCUUGUUUGGAAGAUCAGGAUGGCAGCUUGUACAUAAAUUAUUAA